CGUCUUCUCUCGCGAAAUAACGGUCCAACAGUAACAGAUCAUAGUUCCGAUCCAACAAGAAGAAAGAAAACUCGCUUGACUACCGAGUCAAGCUACGCCCGACUCAAAGGCUGAGUCCGAGUCAAGAGUCAUCAUCCAUAGCGGAUCCUAAACAAUGCAAAAAGGCAGCAAGGAGCAGGAAUUGAACAGUGCAAGAGCUUCAAUUGAGAUAUUGAACUCAAAUUUAGAUCAACAGAACCAAAGAAAGGUUAGCCUUCUCAAUGAAUUACAAAAUUUACAAGAGAGGAUUAGAAAGCAAGGUGCUGAUGCCAAAGUGCUGAAAUUUGUACCCCUUUUGGAGACAUCGAAGACACUGGAAAGACAAGAAUCCCAAAUUAGGUCUGAUUUUGAUGCAAAACGUUCUUCAUUGGAAGCUGAGGUUAGUGAUUUGGAGGAAAAGAUAGCAACAGGGUGUGAUGACGAGAAGCUCUCUCAUGGUUUAGAUGAUUCUUUAAAUGAAUCAUUGCACAAGCUUAAUUCAGCGAAGAAGGAACUUGCAGCUAGACUAAGGGCAAUAGUAUCGGUAAAGCGGCAGCUGGAUGAUGUGCCCUCCCAAUCGGAGCUAAUCCAGUAUGAACGCCGGUUUUCAGAGCUGAAUGCUCAUAUUCAGGAAAAACUUCAACAGACUCGAAAAUUCUAUGCUACCUAUAAUGCUCUUUUGGAGAUUAAAGAGUUGAUGCUAAAGGAAACUUCUUUGCUGAAUUCCAUAAGCUCACAGUUUCAGGAUGCCAUUGCUAGCCCUGCUGGUCGCAUGAAAUUACUGGAGUCCAUGGAGGGAAUUGUAAAGGGCAGCCAACAGAAGCUAGAAAAGUUGCAACUUGGGCUUCAAGAAGAGCAGAAGGUUUGUGAUUCUCUCAAAGAGAGGAGGAUGUGCAAGGAAUGAAAGACUACCAAGCCAGACUCCUGCCUAACUUCAAAUUGGCGUGUGUAAGUAUCCUUUGUGCAUUCAAAACUGCAAUGCAUACCUGCAACAUGUCUAAACGGGACGGAUUAAGUGAUUAACUUUGGAAAUAGUUAGGCGGAGAUCAGAUUUUCUUCCUCAAUCGAAAACAAAUUUUCAAGCCUACCAUUCGUAUGGUAUCCUCUUGCCUUUUUCAUAUGCAGCUGAUGAUCCACAUCGGUGCUGCAUCAUCUUACCAAAAGUUCUAAACAAACAUUAUGAACACGCAAUGGCACUUUGACUGAGAUUUAUAUACUAAUUCUCAUUAUAGAAUAGUUUGCUGAUGUUGCUGUUUAGAAUUAUUAGAAUUAUUAUUUGGGGUGGCACAUCUAUAUGUUUGAACUGUUAAUACGAGGGUUUUUUCAUUUCUCUUUCUCUCGGAUAAUGUUAAUGUAAGAGUUAGAAUGACAAUCUUAACAUCAACCCUUGUAAUUUGUUUUGUUUACAUCUGACAAGUUGUGAGUCAUUAGCUUAA
Molecule: messenger RNA, 1454 nt
Organism: Theobroma cacao (cacao)
Lineage: Eukaryota; Viridiplantae; Streptophyta; Magnoliopsida; Malvales; Malvaceae
Product: paramyosin-like protein
Biological process (GO): Golgi to plasma membrane transport
Source: RefSeq, a predicted model, not a curated record